AUGCAAUUUGUAUCGUCGGCUCAAGCCACUUCAAAUGAACUCUUUGUGCAAUGCAUGUCUGGUCCAAACAAGGGACAGUGGACUUGUAGAUUGUGUACGGGAAGAACCUUCAAAGACAAAAUCAAACAUAGCAAAUUAAAAACUCAUAUUGACCGAGUACAACUCGAGCUUGACAGAGUCUCAGCCGCUCAGGCCGCCACGGCACCUCCGGGUUUAAGCUCUCGCACAGCAGUUGGAAACAUUUCAACGUUGUCAGGUUCAAUGAUUCCUGAGGAGCAAAACAUGCCAGAUAUGCCAGAAAGCCAUCACGACAUGGACCUCUCUGAUGAUGGCCUGGCCAAAAGCUCUGAUGAGCUGGUAUUGUUAUAUGAUCCAUCCACACCGAAUGUAUUCAAGGUUUGGUCUCAAGAGUCCAGAGAGUCCAGUGUGGACAUAGACUCUUUCCUUGACAACACCUCCAACUCCAAAAUCAAUCCACGUCCAACGGUGACCCUUGAUGCCAAACUGGCUGCCACCGACCAAUGGCUUCCGUGGUACCCUUUACGAAAGCCAGAGCACGCCACUGCUCUGCUGAUGUUGGGCACCGGGCCCAACCUUAUGUCUACUGCUGAAUACAACCACAUCCGCACUAUCUUGAAAAGAACUCUUGAAGUGGAUUUGCCUGACCUGGGUCCGUACUAUUUUGCUAUUACAGUUCAAUGA
Molecule: messenger RNA, 702 nt
Organism: Melampsora larici-populina 98AG31
Lineage: Eukaryota; Fungi; Basidiomycota; Pucciniomycetes; Pucciniales; Melampsoraceae
Exons: 3
Coding region: 1-702 (233 amino acids)
Source: RefSeq, a predicted model, not a curated record